AGGGGGGCAGGACCUGGCCCGGGGUCUAGGGCCUGGGGUGGUAUGGGCUGGACCCCGGGAAGGGAGGAGCCGUGGAGGGGAGACCGGCCGACCCUGGUGAGCCCUCCCCGCUAUCCCCUCACCGUCUAGACCAGUGGGGGGCAGACCAGGAAGAUGGGUCUCCCCAGAAGCAAGCCAGCGUCCAUUUGGCUCUGAGCCUCCCCUGGGGCUCCAGCCAUCGUCGCGGGGAGGGUCUGCCAGGCCUGGUCUCCAACCUUGGGUGGGGCCUGAGGGCAAUUCAAGGGUCUCAGCAUUUUCUCAGUGGACAGGGAAACAGCCCGUGGGCAGAAGUGGGAUUUCCUGAAACUCCGAGAGGAACAGAAAGUUCUAGCAGGACCGAUAGCGAGGCUUGGCCCGGGGGCAGAGGCUGGAGGCGGGGACCUAAGGCGGCUGCGGGGUCUAGAGGGGGUGGCAGAUGCCCCACGGACAACGUGCUGGCACCAAUGACGGGACGUCCUCCUCCCUUAGCAAGGCCCAGGAUGCCACCCCCGGCCGCAAAGGAGGCCGGGAGCAGGGACCUGCGGGAGAGAGCCGGGAAGGGCGCGCAGAGCGCAGAGUCCCGCGAGAAGCGCGCCAAGGGGGCAGCCGCAAAGGGGCCCCCCAAGCCAGGCUGGGCUCUGUCACUGGAGGGGCUGGAGGCCAUGAGCCCCAAGCAGUGCCACCGCCACCUGCUCUUCGGGGACUUGCUUGAAGACGUGGGUGCGGCCGCCUCCAUCUUCCCCCGCGAGUCAGCGGAGUUGGGGUACCGGAUGCCCGACCCGCGGGCGUGGGCGCAGUCACUGGAGCCGUCGACAGCGCGCCAGGACCGGCUGCUCGGCGUCCUCAAGGCGGCCGAGGCCCGCGGUCGGGUCCGCGCCUUGCGGUUGCGCUACACCUACAUGCGGGCGGAGGAGAUCUCGCUUCUCAUCCAGCGACAGAAGUCCGCGCGCGCCGCCAUCCGGCUGGAACUGUUCCUGCCGCCGCAGCUGAAGCCCACGCGGAUCCCGGACCCCCUGGACCGCCAAGAGCGGAGGCGCGUGGAGACCAUUCUGGAGGAGAAAGUGGACGGCAGGAACUUCCUGCGCUGACGGCCAGGCGCACUGGCGACCACACCCCACCUCCCCCAUAAAGUUCUGGUUCUCCAAGGCCUGCUGGUCUUUAUGCUCCCCCUCCAGGCCCCUGGGAGGAAAGGGGGUCACCGAGUGGGGCAUCUCCAACAAAGCAGGAAGAUGCAAGGGAGGGGUGUCAGGUCCACAGGGGCCAGGGACACCCUUAACCUCCCAAACCCAGAGCUGUCAACCUGCAGGAGAGGAGAGGGGAGAGCCUGGCUCAGCAGCAGUCACAGCUCCAUGGGAGAGUACGGGCAGCCCAUGCCCGCAGGCUGCAGGCCACCCCACAGGGGUUCAGAGAGGAGUGAUGUUCUGGGCACACGCCUUGGAGAGCAGCAGGCUGGGCGGUCCUCAGAGG
Myotis myotis is the source of this 1485-nucleotide messenger RNA. It is a transcript of the gene LKAAEAR1, whose product is annotated as LKAAEAR motif containing 1. The coding region runs from base 483 to 1106 and encodes 207 amino acids. The record is from RefSeq and is a predicted model, not a curated record. The transcript has 3 exons. Lineage: Eukaryota; Metazoa; Chordata; Mammalia; Chiroptera; Vespertilionidae.